AUGAAUCAUGACUUCAAGGGAGGCAAAUUGCGAUUUUCCUGGCUUAUCGAGGGAUCUGGUUUGGUUUGCUUGACCACAAAAGCUUAUCAUCUGGAUGUUAUUCCCGAAGAGGGCUCCUCGGCCGCGGAUACCCCAGAUCCGCGGAUACCCCAGAUCCAGAUUGCAUCAUCAGAGAGUCACUCGUUAAACCGCGAAAGCACGUGCAAAUUUAUAAAUGACGCCUCUGAGAAUAUCUAG
Messenger RNA from Morchella sextelata, 237 nucleotides. RefSeq lists its product as uncharacterized. The coding region runs from base 1 to 237 and encodes 78 amino acids. The record is from RefSeq and is a predicted model, not a curated record. The transcript has a single exon. Lineage: Eukaryota; Fungi; Ascomycota; Pezizomycetes; Pezizales; Morchellaceae.